Molecule: messenger RNA, 2419 nt
Organism: Microdochium trichocladiopsis
Lineage: Eukaryota; Fungi; Ascomycota; Sordariomycetes; Xylariales; Microdochiaceae
Product: cytochrome P450
Exons: 4
Coding region: 423-2321 (632 amino acids)
Molecular function (GO): heme binding; iron ion binding; oxidoreductase activity, acting on paired donors, with incorporation or reduction of molecular oxygen
Source: RefSeq, a predicted model, not a curated record
CAUUGGACUAGGUAUGCCAACGAUGUACUUGGCCAAGCAUGACGACCAAUCUGCAGCUGCCCUGGACUGGUGAAGCGAGCGAGGCUUUGAGGAUGCCUGCUCCAGGUUGCAAUGCGUUCUCCAGACACUUCCUGUCAACCGGAAACAGCCGUUUCUGAUAGGCCCCGAUCUCUCACCUGCAUGUCGCGAGACCUGAUCUGGCAGUCGUUCGCGGGCUGAUCCGAUGACCCCUGCUGCAUGGAUCUUGGCUCUGCCAUGUUGGUCGUCACGAGAGCGACGUGCUGCUGACAUGUUGCAGAAGGAGGGGAAGACUGGACGUGGGACUCUAUAUAGGACGGCCCAGGAAACCUAGUCAGCUCGUGCUCGCCUCCGCCCUGGUGGCAUCCUAGAGGUCCUCCCGCCCAGAGCUACAGAGCAAGGCCAUGUAUAGGACAUUUGAAGAUGUGGUCGCCAGGGUGGCAGCCGUCCCGCGUGGCUACGCGGUGCUUGGAGUUACCACGUUUGGUCUGGCUGCAAUACUACACAAGCUGUACACCAAGCGCAGAGCUGUUCGCAAGCUCCAAAAGCAAGGCAUUCCCAUUCUGCCGCACUCUUGGCUCACUGGACACCUGCCCAUCUUGUUCGAGUUCUACAAGGACCAUCCGAGCGACGUCAACAGCAUAGAGCUCGAGGCAUGGCUCAUCGGCAAUCGCAAGAGAUUCUUCCCCGAGGCCACAGACCCUAAAGAUCUGCCGCCGGUCCUGUACCUUGACCUGUGGCCUGUGGCAGCAGAUCCUCUCGCGUUCAUCUGCGAUGCCAGGCUUGCAACACAGUUCCUCGCCCCACUGCCCGGCGUCGCGGGCGGAGUCGACAGAGGACCAGUGAUGAAAGUCGUGCUCAAGCCGCUGACGGGAGGGAGCGACCUGGCGUCCGCAGAAGGGGAGGAGUGGAAAAUGUGGCGGACAAGAAUCAACCCGGGCUUCAGCAGCCGCAACCUCACGGCUCUUGUUCCCGAGAUGAUUGACGAGAUCUUGGUGUUCGCCGAGGGCCUCGAGCAAAUGGCUGACUCAAAAGGAAGGUCUUCGGAUGUCGAUGAUGGCUGGGGCCCUGUCUUUCAGUUGUGGCAUCGUACAAGCAGCCUGACGGCCGACGUCAUUGCCAGAGCUCUGGUAGAUCGACGUCUGCACGACCAGACGACCAAUAGAGCAGGUGGCGCCGCCGUCAAGGCCGCUAUGCUGGACACGAUGCGCAUCGGCAAGGAACAGAUGACCUGGUCCGGAUGGCUGUCGAACCUUGUAAGUGCGGGACGCAAGAACGCCUCGCUUCUGGCCAAGCACCACAAGGACAUGGACGACUUCUUGGACCCGGCCAUCAACAGCGCCCUGGGCCUGAGCACUCGUCUGCCUGGGACUGCUCCCGACGAUGAGAAUAACAAUACAAGCGGUGGCGGCGGCGGCAGUGGCAAAACAACCAUCAUACAACUCUUGUGCUCCGGCACGAUUCCUGUGGACGACAAUGCGUUCAAGUUCAUCCAAGGCACGCUCAAAGUCAUGAUGUUUGCCGGCUUUGACAGCACAGCAACCGCAAUAUGCUGGAUGUUCAAGGAGCUUCAAGACCACCCAGACAGUCUCGCAAAACUCCGAGCCGAGCACGACCGCCUGUUCGGGGCGCAGGAGAAGGAGGAGGACGGGCAUGCCGACAACGACACCAACCAGCCGCCGGACUGCUCGACCGCCGCCACCGCCAAGGUCCUCCGCAAGUCACCACACCUCCUCAACAACCUCCCCUACACCGCCGCGGUGAUCAAGGAGACGCUCCGCCUGCACAUGCCCAUCCCCGUCGCGCGCCAGAACCACGCCGCCUCGCCCACGGCACACUUCCAGCUCGUCGUCGACCCCGCGUCAGGCCAGGCGUAUCCGACCUGCGGAUACGCCAUGUUCGACGGCUCUGCCUGGAUCCAGAGGGCGCCCGAGUACUGGGGGCCCCGGGCGGGCGAGUUCCUCCCGGAGCGCUGGCUCGUGAGUGUCGACGACGUGGGUCACCCGCUGCAUCCCACGUACUCGGGCCCCGCGAGCGACUUGUACCGACCCUUCGCGCUCGGGCCGAGGCAGUGCAUCGGCAGGGAGCUCGCGUAUACGGAGAUGAAGCUCGUCGCGGCGCUCGUGGUCAGGAAGUUUGAUCUGCGCGAGGCCUGGGAGGAAUGGGACAAGUCGAGGGACCAUCUCGACGACAAGCCCAAGAGCACCGUUCGUGGCCAGCGGCUGUACGCAACCGGCCAGGGAGCAGCGCAGGUCAAGGACGACAUGCCCGUACAGGUCAGACUGGCGAGGAGGACGAGGUAGACUUUUUUGCAUCCCCUGACGGACCUUUUGCUGGUGCCUCAAGAGGCAGAGAGUAGACGCAUACACACAGACAUGCAUCAAGGGCACAUUUACAUGAA